GCGCUAGCCACAAGCUAUAGUAACGUUUUAUCUUUUCACACCUUCGCAUGUGGAAAUUUUAGAACGGACGCGAAGUAUACAGUACUAUUGUGUAUUAGGACGAACGCGAAACUUACAAAAAUACGGAUAUUAAAUUGUGUAAAAUUGAUUUACGAUAUCAAAUUUAACGCUUCACAUAAGUUUGAGGAUUAAUAAUUUUCAAAAAUGCAUAUACGAGUGAUUGUAUCCAUACUUUUUGCAUUUGUGCUGAUUGUUGCCAAUUUUUGUGCAACUACUGAGGCGAGAAAAGUGAUCUUCUAUAAUCAACAGCCCUCGGUAAAGAAAAGUCAGUUGCUUUCGACGCAGAUAAUGUCACAACCAUGUCCAAGGGGCAAAAUGCGUGAUCAUCGCAAUCGGUGUAGACGUGCCGUUAUAUUUAGUAGAAAACCAAAAUAAAAGGCACACGGUAUACACUAAUUGUCGAAUAGUAUGCUUGAUAUCAUUACCAGUGGGUGUUAUCAUAUCGAAUUCAUCGAAUGGAACUUUUAUCGCUCAAGAUCCCAUGCCACUCCGUUGCCUUCGGCGAAGACAUAAGCCAGUGGAAGACUUUAAUUUAUAAGUUUAUGUUUAUAUUUU
Bactrocera tryoni is the source of this 615-nucleotide messenger RNA. RefSeq lists its product as uncharacterized. NCBI's taxonomy places the organism in Eukaryota, Metazoa, Arthropoda, Insecta, Diptera, Tephritidae. Bases 205 to 435 code for a protein of 76 amino acids. The transcript is spliced from 2 exons. The record is from RefSeq and is a predicted model, not a curated record.